AUGGAGAGGGCUGCCGAGGAGCAGAGGCGUAUAGAGGAGCAGAAGUCGGCCAAGCCAGCUCAGGUGGCCAACCUGGCGGAUGCCCUGAAGGGCUUCCUGAAGCUGUCCAGCGGAGAGCAAGGCGAAGGGGUCACAGACGUCAACGGGCGCCCUCUCGACGGCGACAGUGCUUUGGCGAAGGGAGCGCACGCGCUGUUGUCGCUGUUCGAGGGCGAGGCAUCAGAGGCAAAGCCUGACUCGGAAGACGUCCUUGCCGCAGGUUCCUUCCUGUCUUGGGCGGCGCAGGGCGAGGCGAAGGUUCUCAAGGGCGGCUCGCCGAUCACUGUUUGCGGCGAGGAGACCGGUUGCAGUCUGUCCGACGCGGCGCGGGCCUUCGCCGAGUGGGCAGCCGACAAGUCCUCGAGCAAGCCAGCGUUCGCCGAGGCUCUCGCCCUCGCGGUGGAGGCUGCACCGGCAGUCCAAACGCUGCAGCAAUCUGCGCUCGGCAACCCAACUGUCAUGACCACGGCCCCAUCAGCCGCACUUGUGCAGGAACAGCCGCCUCCCGAGACGGCAGAUCAGGUGGCCAACCUGAGAGAUGCCCUGAAGGGUCUGCUGGAGCUGUCCAGCAGAGAGGAGGACGAGGAGGUCACAGACGUCGACGGGAACCCUAUCGACGCCAACUGCGCCUUGGCGAAGGGCGCGCACGCGCUGCUGUCGCUGUGCGACUUCCAGACGCCUGAGGAGAGCCCUGAUCCAGAAAAGGUCCUUGCUGGCGGAUCCUUCCUGUCCUGGGCGACGCGGGGCGAGGCGAAGAUCCUCCAGGACGGUUCGCCCAUUACCGUUUGCGGCGUUGAGACCGGGAUCAGUUUGACCGAUGCGGCGCGGGCCUUCACCGAGUGGGCGGCCGACAAGUCUUCGGAGAAACCCCUGUUCGCCGAGGCCCUCGCGCUGGCUGUGAACAUGCCCAGGCCAAUCAUCGGGACGAAGCAUGGCCCCCGCAAGGCCCGGAAGCUCGCUGCUGUGGGCCACGCGGCGAUGGCACUGGGAGAACUCCGGGCGCGGGCAACUACGCCGAUCGCGUCGGUGACCAGCAUCUCGCCGCUCGAGGCCCUGCUCGGCGCCGUGAGAGCCUUCCUGAGGCCACCAGGCGGGGACGAGGCCGGCAGGGCAGGCCAGGACCUCUCCGCUGGCGCCGAGGCACUCGUGGCCUUGGCCUCCGAAGCGCACGUCCUCGGCAUGCAGGAUGGGUACAUCGUGAUGGCUUCUGACGCCAGUCCAGACCACGUCGGCGCUGCACUUGAUUUCUUGGAGUGGGCGCUGGGGCGCGGCGCGCCGCGGGUUAGCGCCGGCCCGACCUCCUCGUCCGCCGCCGAGGCCAGCGCCGACCUUGCGGGCGCCACCGAAGCCUUCCUGGCAUGGGCUUCGGUAGAAGAGGACGCGCUGGCCGACGGGGGCAAGAGCAGGCCGCCGCUCGCGAGGGUGCUGGCCGAGAAGAUGCGCAGGCGCAAGGAUGCGCGCAUGCGAGGCCGAGCGCCACCGCCAGAAGCCAUCGUCAAGCUCGACGACAUUCAGCCUCAGGAGGUUCAGGAGAACGAUGCUGGCGCUUUCUCGGAUCAGCCGGAAGCCGAGCCCAUCCCUGGCGUCCUGCAGAUGAACAGCAAGAGGAGCAAGAGCGUGCUCUAUUCUGGCGAGCAGGCGGUCUCCAUGGCGAGCCUCAUGGAUCUGCGCAGCCCGCACGGCCCCUCACCCCAAGUGCAGCAUCUGGUGCCCCUGACGGACUUUGCGUCGGUCGUCUUGGCGGCCAUGGGUCGGACCUCGGCUGGGCUGUCGGCCGUCACUCAGGCGUGGCGGCGCGCGAGCCUGAGCUCGGCUCAGGCUGUCGCGCAGGCAGUUCAGCAGCUGAGAGCCGCCAAGGACAGCGGCCCCGAGCUCGCGGCUGCCGUGGAACAGUGCAUGGUCCAGAGGUCGGCGGGCGGAGGCUCAACGCAGCAGCUGAGGGUGGCAGUGCAGGUGGAGGAGCUGCUGCAGAAGGAGGCCCCUGCCCACGAGGCCACUGCCCGCGAGGCCCCCGCCCGCGAGGCCCCCGCCCGCGAGGCUCCCGCGGGCGGAAGCGGCUCCGAGGACAUGCUGGCAAAGGUCUGGAAGCGCAUCGAUACGGACGGCAGCGGCUGGAUCUCAAAGUUGGAGUUCAUGGCGUUCGUCGCCGCCAUAAACCAGGACCCCGAGGUGACCGCGCUUGUCCUCCCAGACGUCGACGCCAGCUCGCUGCCCAGGUGCCGGCUGGACGUCGUUGCCGUGGACGCGGCCUUCGGCGCCAUCUCAGGCGGCAAGCCGCGAGUUCGCCACACGGAGUUCGUCGACCAUUUCCGCGAAGUCUGCAUUCUGAAAGACCUCUGGGGACGCAUCGAUGCGGAUGGCGGUGGCUUGAUCUCCAAGCUGGAGUUCAUCAACGCCGUCAACAAGGAUCCAGAGAUUGCCGAGCUCGUCCUCCCCGGCGUCGACACGAGGAUCUCGCUGCUCGACAGCGAGGAGAGCUUCGACGCCGCGAACGAA
Prorocentrum cordatum is the source of this 2535-nucleotide messenger RNA. NCBI's taxonomy places the organism in Eukaryota, Dinophyceae, Prorocentrales, Prorocentraceae. The record is from the annotation of a GenBank genome assembly.